This is a messenger RNA of Sclerotinia sclerotiorum 1980 UF-70, 345 nucleotides long. RefSeq lists its product with no specific name. NCBI's taxonomy places the organism in Eukaryota, Fungi, Ascomycota, Leotiomycetes, Helotiales, Sclerotiniaceae. The transcript is spliced from 4 exons. The coding region runs from base 1 to 345 and encodes 114 amino acids. The record is from RefSeq and is a predicted model, not a curated record.
AUGGCUGAAGAGAAAAAUCGCAGACCAGACGGCACCAUGUCAUAUCUCCCGGAGUGGCAACAAGGUAUUGCUCCUCCAGAGAAACAGACACCCCUCGUUCACGUUGAAGAGGAAACUAGUAUAACUUCGGGAUUCUUCUCCAGGCUUGUCUUUGCAGCAAUUUACCCAAGCAUUGAUAGUUUUUGGCUAGGAACUUCGUAUCUUUUGAGCUUCCAAGUAGAAGGGUCUAAUGAGAAAACGCAAACAAAUAUCGAUGAUCCAAACUCGACUUUGAAGGUUAGCAAGAUCAAUGAACAGAGAUUUUAUAUAGUCCUCGUGACGGGUAUUGAUUGGAUAUCAGCCUAG